Molecule: messenger RNA, 1597 nt
Organism: Hipposideros armiger (great roundleaf bat)
Lineage: Eukaryota; Metazoa; Chordata; Mammalia; Chiroptera; Hipposideridae
Product: transmembrane protease serine 11E-like
Exons: 10
Coding region: 40-1308 (422 amino acids)
Biological process (GO): proteolysis
Cellular component (GO): extracellular region; plasma membrane
Molecular function (GO): serine-type endopeptidase activity
Source: RefSeq, a predicted model, not a curated record
GGACCUCAAUCUCACCGGACUCCUUCUUGCUGGUCAACAAUGUAUCCGUCUUCUGUGGUGAGGGCCAGGAAGAGAGCUUUUUGGAAGCCAUGGGUUAUUGGCCUCAUCACCUUUAUAUCCCUGAUUGUCCUCGCAGUGUGCAUCGGACUCACUGUUCAUUAUGUGAGAUAUAAUCAAAGAAAGACCUAUAAUUACUAUAGCACAUUGUCAUUUACAAGUGAUAAACUAUAUGGUGACUUUGGAAAAGAGGCUACUAGCAAUUUCACAGAAAUGUGCCAGAAAAUUGAAUCAAUGGUGAAAAAUGCAUUUCAAAAUUCUUCAUGGAGGAAAGAAUUUGUCAAGUCUCACAUUAUCAGAUAUAGUAAAGAGGAAAAUGAAGUAUUGGCUCAUAUGCUGCUGAUUUUUAGAUUUCCCUCUACAGAGGAUCCUGAAACCAUAAAUAAAAUUAUUCAAUAUGUUCUACAUGAAAAGCUGCAAGAUGCUGUAGGACCCCCUCAAUUACAUCCUGAAUCAGUUGAAAUAAAAAAAAUCAACAAGACGGAAACAGACAACUUUCUGAACAGUUGUUGUGGGACUCGAAGGAGUAAAACUACAAAACAGAGUCUCAGGAUUGUUGGUGGGACACAGGUAGAAGAGGGUGAAUGGCCGUGGCAAGCUAGCCUGCAAUGGGAUGGGAUCCAUCGCUGUGGAGCGACUUUAAUUAAUGGCACAUGGCUUGUGAGUGCCGCUCAUUGCUUUAGAACGUAUAAGGACCCAUCUAGAUGGACUGCCUCCUUUGGAGUAACAAUAAAUCCUCCAAAAAUGAAAAGAAACAUCCGGAGGAUCAUUGUCCAUGAAAAAUACCAAUAUCCAUCACGUGACUAUGAUAUUUCAGUUGCAGAGCUUUCUAGCCCCGUUCCCUACACAAAUUCUGUUCACAGAAUUUGUCUCCCUGAUGCAUCCUAUGAGUUCCACCCUGGUGAUGAGAUGUUUGUGACUGGAUUUGGAGCACGGAAAAAUGAUGGCAACAGUCAAAAUCGUCUUCGGCAAGUACAGGUGGAUCUCAUAGACACAAAAACCUGUAAUGAACCUGAAGUUUACAAUGAUGCCUUAACUCCUAGAAUGUUAUGUGCUGGUUCCUUGAAAGGAAAAAGAGAUGCAUGCCAGGGUGACUCCGGAGGACCACUGGUUAGUCCAAAUGCUAGAGAUAUCUGGUACCUUGCUGGAAUAGUGAGCUGGGGAGAUGAAUGUGGGCAACCCAAUAAGCCUGGUGUUUAUACUAGAGUGACUGCCGUCCGGGAUUGGAUCACUGCCCAAACUGGUAUCUAAGAGAAAAAUGUAGUAGAGUGGAGUGCAUUUUUGUUCAUAGGCCAUUCUUAGAGAUACAGAAUUGCAGAAGAAGCCUUGCAGGUCCCCUGGAUCUGACCCAAGAAUGAAACUGUCUGCCUGAUGCAUAAUUUCCAUCCUAGCUCUGCUCCACAUGUGAGCAUUCUGUUUCUGCCAGAUGGAUUCAGUCUCAGCUUAUAUUCAUUUAUUUUCUAAUUUUCUGUCAUUGAAAUUUUUGCCUUGUUGACAUAAAUUUAUCAUGCAUAUAUACAAGUUGUAGUGAUCCCUUCCU